GUACAUUUCUUCUGAAUUGCAAAUUUGAUACCCCCAGAAGCUACGCAUAAUGUGUAGCAACUGGGCGCAACACAUUUUCUGAAUCCGGUUCCGGAGUGCCGACGACACCGAUGCCUGUGCCCACAGACUGAUCACAGGGCUUUUACCCGAACAGCACUGAAUGGUAGCAGCUGAGAGACGGGUGCGGAGCGAGGGUUGCCAAACCCGGAGGAUUUCUCACGGCUCACGGACUAGAAUGCUCUUCUAUAUGUAUCCCCAUAAACGGAUGACAACCUCCAAACAAACCUAUACUGAAAACUUUCAGCUCUACAUUUGACGCGGGGGUGUUAUUGAGAUUUUUUUAAACCAGGUCCAAGAACAGACAUCAUGCAGGUGCAAACUGUGGGCUAGCGUUACUGAAAUGACUUGCUCGGCGCUGACGCGUUGCAUUGUGCCAUGCCAACCCUGCAUUAUCAGAUGCCAUUUUACUCUGCGUUAUCCCAGCGUCUGGAAUUCCAACAUACUGGGCCUGUUGUGUAAUUAGAAGUUCGUGAGGCAGUGGCAAACAAGCUGGUGCAAUGAGAAGCUACGCUGUCCAAGACAUUGUACGCAAUUUGUGCUGAAGCUUAUGGGUCCUGCGUACUCAAGCUCCCAGCUUCCACUUGGAGAGGUGUGCUGCGGGGCUACAGCGCACUGGCUGUCGGCUUCACAUCUGGACCGCCUGGAUACUGUCAUCUGCGGCCUGUUCGGACUGUGCACUCCCUGAACUUGUAUGUUUACGGGGAACUGAGUGAGAUAGCCUCGGAUGGUGUCGUGUUAGGGAGAAGGGUGAAUAUUUGUCUGGGACUUGACGUUAUCGGUGAUCCACUGGAACACCGUGGUCCAAAGCUGGACUGGCUAACUACUCAUGGAAAAAACGUUUAUCCAGCUAUGGAUUUUGCGUAGCGAAGUCACGCAUUUUUAAAGGCAACGCUAGGGUGACAUUGCAGUCUUUUCGCCACAUCGGUUAUUUCGUCGUCCGACAAAAAAAUAAAAGAGUGAAAGUGGAGUAUUGUCCGUCAUACGUAUCAACGCAGUGGGAUUUCUACGUCUGGUCGGCGUUCCCCCCCACCCUUCCCGCGGUGACGGUUAUGGGUCGGAAGCGGUGUGUCGGUGCAGAUUGUUCCAAGAUGGCGGCCGGGUGCUGCGGGGUGAAGAAGCAGAAACUGUCGGGAUCGCCCGGGUCGGGGGGUCCCGGCGGGGUGGGGGCGGGAAGCGGGGUUGCAGGAACCGGACAUUGUGGCUCGGAGUUGGGGAUUGGCUCCUCCGCGACCGUUGCAGCAGCGGCGAACGUGAGCAGAACCAACGGCCUGGGGGGACCCGGGGGUAACGUUAGCGGCAGUAGUAGUAGUGGUAGCAGCGGCACAAACGCUCUGUCCCCGGCCCCGGCUGGUUACACUUCAUCCGGCCUAUCCCCGAAUAUCAGCUCGGGACCUGGUUCGGGAAGUGGAGGCAGAAAAAUGGUCGUCUCAGCGGAGAUGUGCUGUUUCUGCUUUGACGUGCUUUAUUGCCAUCUGUACGGCUACCAACCUCCGAGAACACCCAGGUUUACAAAUGAUCCCUUCCCGCUGUUUGUCACAUGGAAAAUAGGCAGAGACAAGCGGUUGAGGGGUUGUAUAGGUACAUUUUCUGCCAUGAAUCUGCACUCAGGACUCAGGGAGUACACCCUUACCAGUGCCCUUAAAGACAGCCGCUUCCCCCCUAUGACAAGGGAUGAGCUGCCUCGCCUCUUCUGCUCAGUGUCUCUUCUCACCAACUUUGAAGACGUCGGUGAUUACCUUGACUGGGAGGUGGGUGUUCACGGUAUUAGGAUAGAGUUUUUCAAUGAAAAAGGAUCAAAGCGCACCGCCACCUACCUACCGGAGGUUGCAAAGGAGCAAGGUUGGGACCACAUUCAAACCAUAGAUUCCUUACUACGAAAGGGAGGUUACAAAGCUCCCAUCACAAAUGACUUCAGGAAGACCAUUAAGUUAACCAGGUACCGUAGCGAGAAGAUGACAAUGGGUUAUGCAGAGUACAUCGCUCACCGCCAGCACCAUCACUACCAGAAUGGCAUUGGGCACCCUCUACCACCCUACAACCAUUAUUCCUGACAGCGAGCCGCAUGACCAAUCAUUGGACCUCUCCGCGGACCUUUUUCCAGGAGAGCCUGCCCCCUCCUGGUCUAGCUAUUUCUACUACUGUACCAUUUUAUGAUGAUUGUUUCCGUUGCCAUGCUGGCCGUCUCCUAGACGUUGACAUGGCAACGGGUGGCAACGAAGCAUCAUUUGAUUAUGGCAAGAAAUCCAUGUUUCUUUUUCUUUGCCUGUGGUUAAGUUUUUGCAGCAUAUGUAUACCUGUAUCUAUAACCCCCUUCAUUCAUAUUUUUGAAAAUUAAACAAAUACUAGAUUUUAUUAAUCUUAUGUAUUUUCAGCAAACCUAAUCAGGUGUUUGAUUCUGUGGAUGGAAGGAAGUCUCUUAAGGUGGAUUACUCUCACGCUUAUAUUUUUUAGGCUUUGCUACAAUUUUACAUUUACUAAGAACAUUUUUCUUUUUUCCUUCUUUUCGUUAUCUUACUAUCCAGACAUGUGUACCAUGUAGCAAGGCAACUGCAGUUCUCAAAGGCUGUGUCGUCUCUAUUCCAAUUCCUCUCAAAAAAAAACACUGACUGUUGAGGUUGUUUUAGCCUUGUAAACUCUUGUAGUGUUGUAGUUGGAACUAUAUAUUGGGAUUUGUAUACUCCAAAGUAUAGAUAGUAGGAUUGUGAUGCCCUUUGACCAGCCUGUGCUGGUAGUGUUUAUUGUUUGAGCUCACAAUUGUGUGUGUAUUUCUGUGUGUGGAUAUAGCUAUUGGUCUGCCACCAGAUGAAAACCAGUAGAGUAAAUUAGAAAUUGGAUUUAUACCUAAAGAUUCCCUACAGUGAUUUUUGGAAACCUCCCCCUGAGUAUUUGUACUGUUUUGUGGUGGAACCUGUAAACCUUGAACUGCGUUUGUUUGGCUAGAGCUUACAGCUAUGUUCCCUCUUUUUUGUUUAACUUUUUCAAAUUUAAGGUGAUUGUGGAGGAAGCCAUUUUGUCUGAGGAUAAUCAUGUCCGUGCAGGUGAUUUGUUAAUUAUCGAUGUAAAAUGGGCUACAAGUGGGUCUGAUUUCCUGUAUUGGAGAGGGGGAGCAGGCGUAACUACAGGUCCCUAGAAAAAAAAAAAGCGUGUGCAUGAACAAUGCUUUAAUUUAAAUUUACCAUGUCUGUUGGUUUCUGAGUUUACUGGCAGGGAGUCACUUGACAGGGACAUGCUAUAACUACUUAAAGCCAUAUUCUCUUUUUAUUCCACACUUUGUAAGAGUUGUCUGUUGUUUGGCUUGAAGCGUUUGUAUUCGGCAACCUCUAAUGUAUUGGGUCUUCAACCUCUGAAUGCACACUUACACCAGCCAGCCUCAGGCAAGGCUGCAUCACUGAAUACUAGUCAAAUCCGGCGGUUUCAGUCAUUAGUCGGAUGUCUUGUAUAUUACCCGUGUUGUUGUGGAAACAUUGUCUUGCCUUUUCAGAUCAUAGCUAACCAUUGUCACUCGUCCACCAAGUAUGAUGUAUUAAAAUUGUCAUUUUGAAUGAAGACAAGCCACUUGACGCACAAAGGAAGUAACGUGUGUGUCAUUUAGCCGUGCAUGUCAUUGUGCUCUUUAGAUUCUGAAGCAGUUGCAGUAAUGCACCUAGUUGAUUUAGUUGUUGAAACCGCACUAACACUGUUCUCCUGUAAUACUCUGCUGUUCAGUGAGAUCCCGCUGAUCUGUGUGUUCAUGGCACAGGAAAUGUUGAGAUUUGUGGUCUGUUUUGUCAGCUGUUUGGCAGUAGGUUAGAGCAAACACAGUUGAAUUAGUUAGAGCUGAAUCUCUGCAUGGGGCCAGGCGGCUUGCAGUUAAGGUCUACAAAUAAAAAGCCAGGGCUUUGUAAGGACUAAAGAAGCCAUUUCCCAUCCAAAUAUCACUCGUUGUGAGUCACAUCCACACACACUAGUGUAGUUUGAUGUACUUUCCAGAAUGUUUGAACUGUUGAGGAUCAUCGUGUGAUCCGCUUGCUUUGGGUUUGGUUUUAGUUUUGCUAACUGGAAUUUUUGAGAGGUUCUUGUUACUUGACCAACAUCUUUCUAUGUAACAGCCUUUACUAACUGACAGGUUAUUUUUCUUUAUGCAAAAUGUCAAGGGCUUUUGGCACUCCAUCCACAGUAACCUGAAAUGACCCAGAUUUAAGUUGUGUUGCCUUAAAUGAAUGAUUUAAUCAAUGAUGGAGCAGUAGAUGAUGCUCUGAGUGUUCCUCUAUUCCAUGGUUUGCUCUUUCCCAGCUCCAUAUUCACACCACAGUGAAGGAAAGGGCCUCAGAUGAUCUUUUCCCCACUUGAAUGCUAUUGCUAGAACAUUCUUAGACAUAUGGGGGCUCCUGUAUGCCUGCAGUCUCCUGUUAGCUAUCGUCUUACCCAGCUGCUGGUUCUCAAUUUUUUCAUUUUUUAAAGCACCACAUACACAUUCUCUAAAAAUCCUGUUGGGCACUGUGGUGUUGUUACCUAAAUGUUUAAACCAUGGGAAGACAGUUUCAUGCCUCUAGUUAAAUGUAUGCUUUUAUGAUAAACACUACACUACAUCAAAAGUUUCAAAGAGGAACAGUCAGGCAUACGUUUCCUGGUCCAUUUAGUACAGCACAACCUGAAUUUUUCUGCUGCAAAACCAAAUUGACCAUGCUCUUUUACAUAUGUCUUUGUAUACACAUGCAAUGUAUUUUGUUGCAUGUAUGUAUGAGUAUGAGACCUAUGGUUUUAUCCAUGAUGUGCUUGAUCUAUGGCUUAGACACUCUUAUUAACCAUUAAGAGAUUUAAAAGACAAUAUGGUGCUAUCGGACCUCAUAUUGGGGUGGUCACAGCUUGUGACUGGUCAUGCGGACUCAUUGAUCAUAUCAUCCUUAAAGAUGCUACACUUAAGAUUUUCUCUUUAGUAUAUUGCUGUGAAAUGAGUUCUGACGGCCCAUUUUAAAACUGAAGGAUGUGACUGUCACCGAUACAAACAGUAGCCCCAAGAAUCUGUGCUUUCAUGAAGUCCAAUGUGGGUGAUUUUGGGAUCAAUUCCCUAUGGGAAAAACAGACUGAUAUUCUUACGCAUAUAAUGAAGAAGGAAAAGUCCCUGCAGCAAACCCGUCAUAGGGGCUAUGGAAUGUACUGUUAAUGGCCGUUAUUACAAUUUAACGGUGAUAUAUUAAGAGAAAAUCCUACAUGUGUUACCUUUACUAUCCUUGAUAUAUGCAGAUCUGUUCAACAGGUGUUUUUUUGUUUUUCCUACCAGUGCAAGUCAACACCCCUGCAGGUUUGAAAGGACAAGAAGUCACACGUAGCCUCCUUCCCCUCGAUUACUCCCCACACUGUGGCCCGACCUCAUGGCCUAGUUUGUCAAGGUGUGAUGUGUCGUUCGGUAGAUGGUGGCAGUAGUAGUGGUCGUUGCCUCUCUUGGAAGAUUGGAUGCUGCUUUUCUCUCAGCACAUCCUCUGUUUUCCUUUAGCUGCUGAAUCGUUUGACCUCUGCUAAAAAGGCAAGGUUUGAUUUAUUGACUAGUGAAAAGGUCCUGUUGAGGCUCUCACAGCCUCUCAAACUAUGUUGAAGGUAAGCAUCUCCUAUAAUGGGACAUAGAGUUAAUGUUUUACGUAGAACACGCAGAAAAUAGUCCUGCUUCUGUACUGAUUAACUGUUUAAAGCAUUGAUACCUCAUGGGAUAUUAUGGAACGACGUGUAGUUUGUUGUAGCAGAUUGUGUUUCGGUUCCGUACCAGGGUUAGAGUUCAGCCUCAGCAUUCCUUGUGUGGUCAUUCUCAUAUUUCGCGGAAUGCUCAAGCUCAUGUUACCUUCGUAUGUUUGACUGAACCAAAGAUGCCAGCGGCCAUGCCCAAAUGCUGCUCUUCAGGCCUGGCUUCCUGUCCUUCCAAAAGACACCCCUGCAAUUGACAAAAUGUUCUUUGUCUUUUUUUUGUGCGAUUUCUCAACUGUCUUGACUUAUUAAGCAAUCCAAUUUUUCAAUGAAUUUUCAUUGAGUCUAUCUCUGAAGCCGUUUAUGGCAUCAAGGAUGGUUAAAAAUGGUUGCAAAUUGUUGUUACUUGUUUUGUUUAUUAUUAUUAUUAGUAUUAUUAUUGCUAUAAUUUACAAAAAUGAAAAUCCCAUGGUGUGCCUCCUAGCUUUAUGGGUUUAUAAAUGUUUUUUUCCCUAAAGACCAGCAGUUAUACUUUGUAUAAAAGAUGGAUUUUUCCUUAUUUUUUAUGCCAUUAAAGAUGAAAAGGCCUGUUUUCUUUACUCUGGACCCAGUAGCUGCACUGGUAUACAAUCGCACUGAUAGAUGAAUAAAUAAAAUUAAAAAAAAGAAUAAAUAAUAAUAAUAAUAAUAAUAAUAAUAAUGACAAAUGAAAUAAAAACUACAAUAAACUUGUGUUUGAAACUUUUAUAAAAAAAACAAUUUAAAAGAAAAUAAAAAGAAAAUGACUGUUUUUGUACAUCAAAAUAAAUUCUUUUCAAAAUAAUAUUUUGGAUCUAGUUUCAAAAUUAUUUUAGUGGUUUUCUAUGUUCAGAAUUUUUGAGACACUGACUUCAGAGACGUGUCGCUGUAAAAACUGACUUCUUCUGUUGCAGUGGCCUGAUGGGCUGGGAGGGUUGCCUGGUGUAACUCCUCAUACCAACUUUUAUUUCUUUUCCUCUCGAUUUUUGGAUCUUUUUUUUCUGCUUUAGUAAAUUGAAAAAUGUUGAUGGAAUAACAUGAACUGGGAACUUCAAAUCCAUCCCCUGUAGAGCUAGACCCUUCCUCCUUUCCUAUUGAAUUGCUGUUAGUGUGAUGCGACUUGAAAUGGGCAUUUAUUAUGAUAGUAUGACCCCAAAAGAAAAAACACAAAAAAUAAACAAACACAAAAAAAUAAAAGAAAAGAAAAAGAAACUAGCAAAAAAAUUGCAAAACACGUGGGGAGGGUUGAAAGAAUAUAUAUAGAUGGGUUAUCGGAGUAUGUAAGCAAUGGCUGUGAAGAUAAUGUAGUUUUAAACAUUGUUAUUACCUUUUAAAAUCAUUUAUUCAAUAAAAAAUACAAAAUCAACUGAAAA
Siniperca chuatsi (mandarin fish) is the source of this 7106-nucleotide messenger RNA. It is a transcript of the gene ammecr1, whose product is annotated as AMMECR nuclear protein 1. The record is from RefSeq and is a predicted model, not a curated record. The coding region runs from base 1110 to 2111 and encodes 333 amino acids. The transcript is spliced from 6 exons. NCBI's taxonomy places the organism in Eukaryota, Metazoa, Chordata, Actinopteri, Centrarchiformes, Sinipercidae.